GUUUAUAAUAAGCAUAUCAGUUGGGCAAGUGAAGCGUCUCGUGUAGAAUCACAGCUAAAUAUCCUAACGAUACACCGUCGAGGUCCAAAAUUUUGGAAGAUGAUGUUAAUCGGGACAUUGAUGAUAAAAUUGAUAAUAAAUCAAUAAACUCCAGCGACAGCUUGUUGAUCAAAAAUAAAAAUCCAGUUCAAGUUAAAAAUAAAAUAAAGCACAUUACCCAAGAAACGAGUGGAAUUACAGCAGCUAUUAAUGAGCUUAAACAACUGAAUAGAUAUACAGUUGUUUUCAGCAAUGUGUUGAGUACGAUGUUAUUGGAAAACAUGUCGCUAUUCAACUGAGACAGCUCCCAUUACCCGAUUUUAUAGAUGCCAAAGAAUGAAAUCCAACAAGUACUUUCCCGAUACCGAAAAAAAGCUAUAUAUGCCCGAAACACAUCUGCGUUUUCCUCAUAUAAUACAUACGUCCUCGCCAAUGUCCUACAUAUCGCUGACAUCACCAGGAUCCAGUGUACCAAGUGAUUCAUUCCCAGGACCUGUCCCAAUAUCUGAUCGGCCUGCAGAAAGAGUUACUCGGCAGCCAGUUCAAACAGUUGUUGGACAACGAUCAAAUGCAUCAUACGAGGCUAUCCACUUUAGUGAUCCACUAGUCAGAGCAAUGAUAGAUGCUGAUAUGAACAAUAUGCAAUAACUUUUAUCCUCUGUGUUACUUUUGUGUUAAUUUUGUAUGACUUGGUUUGUCUUUAAUAAAUGAUUGAAUGUAUGAUGUAUGAUCCACACA
This is a messenger RNA of Acanthoscelides obtectus, 777 nucleotides long. Lineage: Eukaryota; Metazoa; Arthropoda; Insecta; Coleoptera; Chrysomelidae. The record is from the annotation of a GenBank genome assembly.